Nerophis ophidion (straightnose pipefish) is the source of this 11853-nucleotide messenger RNA. Its product is annotated as protein AF-17-like. The record is from RefSeq and is a predicted model, not a curated record. The transcript has 19 exons. Gene Ontology annotation, biological process: regulation of transcription by RNA polymerase II. Gene Ontology annotation, molecular function: histone binding; nucleosome binding. The coding region runs from base 228 to 3365 and encodes 1045 amino acids. Gene Ontology annotation, cellular component: nucleus. NCBI's taxonomy places the organism in Eukaryota, Metazoa, Chordata, Actinopteri, Syngnathiformes, Syngnathidae.
GAGGACAUCACGGAAAGAAAAAAAAAACGUAACGGCGGCAGCAGCGCGAACCUUUUUUGACGUCGAGCUCGGCUCUCUCUACGCUGCGCCGAGCCCGCGCCAUCAUAGCGGACCCGGACUAUGCCCGGUGCGGCGCCGACGAGUGGAAAGACCACUUGACGGGCCUACGACGAGGUCCGCGCCGCUGCCGGGAGGGGAAGAAACACAUUUGUUCUUAUGGGAGCAGCAUGCGGGAAAUGGUCGGCGGUUGCUGCGUGUGUUCCGACGAGCGAGGCUGGGCAGAAAAUCCGCUGGUUUACUGUGACGGACACGGCUGUAACGUCGCCGUGCAUCAAGCAUGUUAUGGCAUAGUACAGGUGCCCACUGGCCCGUGGUUCUGUCGAAAGUGUGAGUCACAGGAGAGAGCUGCUCGAGUGAGGUGUGAGCUGUGCCCUCACAAAGAUGGCGCACUAAAGAGGACAGACAAUGGAGGUUGGGCUCACGUUGUGUGCGCUCUCUACAUCCCUGAAGUGCAGUUUGCAAACGUCCUUACCAUGGAGCCCAUCAUCCUUCAGUAUGUUCCACAUGAGCGAUACAUGAAGACAUGUUACAUCUGUGAGGACCACGGCCGAGAGAGCAAGGCGGCAUGUGGCGCAUGCAUGGCCUGUAACAGACAGGGCUGCAGACAGGCAUUCCAUGUCACCUGUGCUCAGAUGGCAGGUCUGCUGUGUGAGGAGGAAGGCCCGGAAGCCGACAAUGUCAAAUAUUGUGGCUACUGCAAGCACCACUAUAACAAAAUGCAAAAGAAACUGCGCUCGAGUGAAAAUACAGGUAGUGCUUUCAGUCAUUCCAGGGGGCGCUCCACUUCUCCAUCGCAAGACAAACACCACCACCACCACCGGCAGAGGAAGAGUCAUAAGGACAAGAUGCGUCAGAAGGAGCGGCACAAGAAUACUUCGGACAAUUUGGUCCCUGCGGUAAUGCAGAGCAGUAUAGACAUGCUCUCUUCUAGUCAUCACAGCCCCAAAGACAGUGAGGGAAAGUCCAAGAAGCUCAGCUUACACAGUCAUCGCAGUAAGAAAACCGUAAGCAGCGGCAAGAGCUGCUCCUCCUCUUCCUGCUCGUCCAGUCCAUUUAAUGCAGGUAUCUGCGCAACAAUUAGGUGUGCUUUUUGGCUUUGUGUUUCUCAUGAAGGUGGAUUCUUGUCUACAGCUACAGAUUUUCAUCAGUUCUCCUCCCCCCGUCUGGAGCGUGACCAUAGUAGCGAGGAUCGCAAAGCGCGUCACAGGAGGCUCGCGGUCCAGGAGGAGGCUGUGGAGGAUGAAAAGAAUGAAGACAAAGAUGAGGACGACAAGGAAGAAGAGGCUCGUAAAUACCACAAGCCGCCAGCAUUGACUCCCACUGAAGGCCAACUCGCGAGGUUGCAGGGUCACGAUCAGUCGGAUGGGACCUCGAGCCCCUUUGAGAACAAGGUCACAAUUUCAACUUUUGGAUCCAUCAUGCGCAUCACCUCCACAUCCGCGCUGGGUAGCAGCAGUAAGAUCCGCAAGCUCUCCACGGUCGACUACAAACCCUCGAAGUCUCUGUGCAAGCUCUCUCAGCUGAGCACGCCGCCCAUUCCGGAAGAGGCGGACCAAGAGGGCAAAAGCAGCCCCGCAACUCUGACGCGAGAGAGACGGCACCGCGGCAACAAAAAGAGUCGCCACGGUCCAGGGCGGCCUCGGGGCAGCAAGAACCAAGAGAGGAGGGAGAACGCGCACCAUCACCACCACCACGACAACACGCCUCCUCCUCAUCCAGUCUUCACCCCCUCGCUCUACCCAAGCUCGUCUUCCAUUACGCAACCCUCCUUCUCCACCACCACCACUACCACCACCACCCUUUCCUCCUCGUCACACUCAUCCUCCUCAACGAGCAGCUUUUCUACAAGCCGUGGGAGCUCGCUGCUUGGCUCGGGUAUCUAUUCCAGCCUAAAGAACCCUCUCUGCAGCACCUCUGCAUCUCUGGGUGGAGGGGUGUGUAGCGCCUCUCUCUCAACAGGAGUCCUUCCGUCCCACGCACUCUCUCUCCCACCAGCCAACACCGUCACAAACCCACAGGUGCUUACAGGGUAUAGCAGCGUGACAUCCUCACAACCUUUCACCAGUGGUCUUUCCACACUGCCGCCACUACUGAGCCAAGCCCCGACUUCACUACCAGAGUCAGAACUUGAUGACUGUCACUUCCCAUGUCAAGGAAACUCACCAAGGGAGAGUCUUUCAUCACAGUAUGUCACUUGGUCUCCGAUGAGCUCCCUUCCCCUCCUGUUUGACCAGAGAGAUGGCUUAGGUGCAGGAGUUCGAGCGUGUCCUGAGAACAUACCCCAGUCCAGCUCCCACAUUGAGCUCCUGCUGGAGAAACAUGGCAAUGGAGAGAUGGGAGUUAACAUUGUCGAGAUGCUGCAGUCACUUCAUUCGCUGCAACAAGAGAAUCAGCGCCUCCAAGACCAGAUUCUCAGCCUGACAGCCAAGCGGGAGCGGAUGCAGCUGCUCAACACAGAGUUGGCCGUACCUUUCCCUCAUGGUCUUUCUGUCCAAGCCUCUUUGCACGCCGCUUCCCAGGUCAACUUCCUGUCCUCCAGUCCAGACCCCCUUAUCACCAGUAACAGUGCCCUGUCCAAGACCUGUUUCCUUAACGACACUUCCUUCGUUACCUCCUCUGAGGACCUGCACUCUGGUAGUCCGUCCCGCAGUAGCUCCUCCCUCUCCUUCCAGAGUACCCCUCCUCCGCAACAAAGCCCCGCCUCCUUAAGUCAGCCCGUGCUGAACGGACGAGCUUCGAGCGACGGUUUAGGGACAAUCAGCCAGGCUGGCAGCUCCACUCAGCCUUUGGCGGGCGGGCUGUUGGCGUCUCUCGUAGGAAGCCCUCAACUGAGUAUGACCGGUGCGCUAAGCCUUUUAAACGGGGUGAUCCAGUCUGCUGUCCAAAGCGCCUCCCAGUGCACACUCCCUGCUCUACGACCCCAGCCGCCUCCACUCCACCCCCAGUCCGCGGCACAGAGCUUUCAGCUUCCCAAGAGUGCGAGCCCAUCUUCUCUCCUGUCCGAGCAGCAAAAGCAGCUACUUGUGGAGCAGCAGCAACAGCUCCAACACUUCCUGACGUCACAGAACUUCACUCCGGAGCAGCGGGCGGUAGUCUGCCAGAUGCUGCAGCAACAAAAGCACAGGGAGCUGCAGCGCCUCACGCUGGCAGGAGCCCUGACGUCUGCACCGAGCUCGCCCAACCUGCUGUCCUCGGUGGCCGCAUCCCCCCUGCAGGGCAGCCAAGGGGGAAACCUCUUCGGUCUGCAGGAGGGUGCGCUUCACAAGCCUGCUGCGGGAGAAAAAAGUGGAGACAAGAACGGGUGAUCGGUUGUCAGAAGCACAUAUCAGGCAUCGCUUCUUGAGGAAGACGUCAGGUCAUGUUUCUUUCAUUUCUCCGCCCUCUUUUAUGAAUGUACAACAGGAUGGACUUAAAGGGUGAGAUUUUUUGCGUGUUUAAGUUUAUUUUCUAUGUUUUGUUUGAUACUGGCAGCUUUCAGAGAAAAACUCUCUUUUUUCAAUUGCACUAAAUUUUAUUUGACCAACAGACACGCUCGUGUGGAGCGAGCCAGACUUUACGUUCGAAGUCUCAAGCACUGAUUCUUAAGGAAACCUUCAAGAAUACAUUUUUACUUUUACAUGUCGGGUGUUGCAGAUUCCGGCCGCUCGUCGCAACUUCUGUCUUCCUGGACUUGUUGUCUUCCCGUUGUGUUUGCCCCGCCCACAUUUCUUCUCCAAACACGUGCGAUUUAUAUAAUUUCGAUAUGUGGCAUUUCAGAAAACGUUAACUAGAUAUUACCUCAACAUUUCCAGACAUUUUUUUUGUUUUCUAUCGUGAUGUGUGCUUUCCAUUUUGUGAAAGCUCGUUUUUACUACUGGAUUUAAAAAAAAAAGGGGGGAAAAAAUGGAAUCGGUGAAUAGAAGAAGCACGCGUUUUUUUUUUCCAGUUGCUAGGGAGAUUAAAGAGGACGAAACCAACAUUUGGAAGUGCGCACUUUGCAUGUUGGUAGCUAGUCAUUAACACAUAGGACGCUCAGUACCUGCUUUUUGAUUUACGAGAGGAUUGAUUAGGCAGAGCAAUUUUUAUGUAUUUUGUGUUUUCAUGUCAGCUGUUCCUUUAGCAAUACUGGAUAGAUAAUGCCUUAAUGAUGUUAGAUACACAGAAAAAAACCUAAUCUUUACUUCGCUAAUCUUUUGUAAUCCCGGGUACAUGGGGAUUUGCCCACUCAGCACUCUUCCUAGACCCUUUUAUACAUUUUAUAGAUGUCAUCAUAUGUGAAUAACCUGAUAGUGAUAACAGAAAGCGUCUUUUCUAUGGUAUUUUUCUGUGUUUCAAUGCAACGUUGUCAUGUGCUUCUGAGAUGUGCGACACAAGGACAUGAUUUAAAUAUUAGAUAAGGACUUGGGUGGGGGGGGUUGAUAUUUAUUUGUGCUCAGCGCCCAGUGACCAUCAUCCUGCUCUCAAGGAUGAACCAAUGAGACACAAGAAGACAUCCAAGUCACCGAAGAAGUGAAAAUAUGAGAAUUAGAAUUUGAAACAUUGCCAAAUUCCGCCUCGGACAGAAAAAAAUAAUAAUUAUUUAUGCCGUGAAGAGUUUUUGGGUUUUGUCAAUUAGUGGUGGUUAAAACCGAGUGGCUGGGAUUGUACUGUGGCAAAUUACAUGUAGGUUUUUUUAGGGCUAUUCUACCAAAUCUGCCAACGCUCUCAAAAAAAAAAAAAAACUCAACUUAAGUCCUCGUUCACAAUGCAGCUCAAGUCCAGCUUUUUUCCAAUUGAGCUUUUUCACGUUGGUAAAAUUUUAUUGCAUUUUUCGUAUCUGGAUAUAAAUCAAAUUAUUCCGAUGCAACUGCAGUCUGAAUGCUCAGGUUGCGUUCAUUGUGAGGCAUAAAGCAAUCACAAAAAUGCACAGUAUAGUUUGCUUAAUAAAAAUAUAUAUAUUUUACAGGUAAUUAUUGUGAAUUUUACACAGGUCCAAUUUUGUUUGUCUGCUAAGAGAACAGACUUUUAGUUUUUCCCUGUAUCCAACAUGAUAUUUAGGGAGUAUUGUGAUUAAAAAUGGGAUCCAAUAUCAUUAGAAAGCCCCUGAAAUGAGCAAGGUAGGACCGCGUCAAAGAAAAUGUUGCAGUAGCGGCGUUAGACACAACAGAAAAGGUCUUUUCUCGCACGUGCUUACAAGUUAUUCUUUUAACCAUCAGAGGAAUUGUUUUUAUUUUUUUUACAUGUAAUAUUUUGUUGUGUAGCAAUCUUGUCUUUUUGUCACCUCUCCAACUAUGAAGACAAUCUCCUACACGCCACAUUUGGAGUUCUAUUCGGAAGUACUAUUGGAGCAAAAAAAAAAAAAACUGUGUGUGUGUAGAUCGGUGUGUGCAACAGGAAUUUGGCCCGAAUGUGUGAAUGUUGUCUGUGUUGGCCCUGCGGUGAGGUGACGACUUGUCCAGGGUGUACUCCGCCUUCCGCCCGAGUGCAUCUGGGAUAGGCUCCAGCACCCCCCGCGACCAUGAGAGGGACAAGCUGUAAAAAAGGGAUGAAUUACCACUCCAGUAUAGGGCUGGGCGAUAUGGCCUUUUUUAAUAUCUCAAUAUUUUUAGGCCAUAUCGCGAUACAUGAUAUAUAUCUCCAUAUUUUGCCUUAGCCUUGAAUGAACACUUGAUGCAUAUAAUCACAGCAGUAUGAUGAUUAUAUGUGUCUACAUUAAAACAUUCUUCUUCAUAUUGCAUUAACAUAUGCUCAUUUUAAACUUUCAUGCGGAGAAGGAAAUCACAUCCAAGUCAAUUGACCAAAACUCUAUUUAUUAAACAGUUAUUAAGCAGUGGCGCAAACAUACAUCCAUCCAUCCAUCCAUCCAUUUUCUACCGCUUAUUCCCUUUCGGGGUCGCGGGGGGCGCUGGCGCCUAUCUCAGCUACAAUCGGGCGGAAGGCGGGGUACACCCUGGACAAGUCGCCACCUCAUCGCAGGGCCAACACAGAUAGACAGACAACAUUCACACUCACAUUCACACACUAGGGCCAAUUUAGUGUUGCCAAUCAACCUAUCCCCAGGUGCAUGUCAUUUCAAAACAGAAAGUGCAAGAUUGUUAGAGGCAUUUUAAAACAAGCUAUUAGUGCACUUUUGUGCAUGAUGUCACUAAGAUGACAUAUCAAAACAACACUAAUUUAAAGUGCACUUUUUGUACAGAACGCCCCUACAAUAGUUUAAAAAAAAUAAAUUGCACUUUUGUGCAUGAUGUCACACAAGAUAUUUCAAUAACUGUCAAAUAGAAAUUAGCUUCACAAUAAGAAAUUAAAUAGUGUAUGUCCUUCGCUAUGUGGUAGGUUCCUGCGGACGUUAUCUCCUUCUGGUGUUGACUAUUUUUUUCAUACGAUGUUGAUGUGGAAAUUGUUGCCUCGGCAUUUUGUUGUAUACGUAUGGGACGUAUGUAAGAAAGUGCACUUGUUUUACAUCUCUGUGAGAAGGAGAGAAGACAAAGAGCGGGAAUGGCCUGUCGUGUAAUGCCUGCAGCAACUGCGAGAACGUAUACUCGAAUAUCACGAUAUAGUCAUUUUCUAUAUCGCACAGAGACAAACCCGCGAUAUAUCGAGUCGAUAUAUCCCCCAGCCCUACUCCAGUAUAUAAAAACAUAAACACCAACAUACAGAAAAACCCAUCGGCUGUAUUGGUUUUAAUCAGCCCCUGAAAGGGUACCUCUUUUUGUAGACCAAGGAUCUAGAAAAUUCCAAAUUAAACCAUGGAUGCAUGGCAGAGAUAUUUAUAUAACAAUCUUGCCUUCCUUCAUACUUCCUCCGUUUGGAAUUUUCCCCAUUUGACGUUUUUACCAUUUGUGAUGUCAGCAGAUUUCUCCAUAUAUGUUAAAGAUUUACCCAAAGAGCUUUGUGCGUAUCCGCCAUUGUCGUCAAUUAGUUCCUUCUUUGUUUUUUGUUCGUCAGUGUUAAGAUUUGUUUGUGUGGGGGGGAAAAAAAUGUUGGAUUUGUGUGUGUGUGUGUGUGUGUGUGGGUGAUACUGAAAGGCAAUACCAGGCUGAUAUUUAUUUACUUCUAAUUUCAUGAUCAUACAACAAAUUUGUCACAACAAGAUUGCCAAACAACAACUAAAAACAAUGAUUUAAAUAUAUAUUUUCAUUUUUAUAAUAAUCUGAUCAAUCACACUACUCAGCCUCCCUGGGAAAGUUUACGGCAAGGUACUGGAAAGGAGGGUCCGGCCGAUAGUCGAACCUCAGAUUCAAGAAAAGCAAUCUGGAUUCCGUCCUAGUCGUGGAACAACUGACCAGCUCUUUACUCUUGCGGGAAUGCUGGAGAAGGCCUGGGAGUAUGCCUAUCCAGUCUACAUUUGUGGAUUUGGAGAAGGCGUAUGACCGGGUCCCCCGGGAGAUCUUGUGGGAGGUGCUGAGGAAGUACGGGGUGAGGGGAACUUUGAGGGCCAUCCAAUCUCUGUACAACCAAAGCGAAAGUUGUGUCUGGGUGCUUGGAUGUAAGUCGGAUCCGUUUCCUGUGGGGGUUGGUCUACGCCAGGGCUGCGCUCUGUCACCUAUCCUGUUUGUGAUUUUCAUGGACAGGAUUUCUAGGCAGAGUUGUGACCAUGACGGAGAGAGUAUACAUCUCGGGUGGCUAAAGAUUGCGUCACUGCAUCUUCGGUUAGUGACCUUCAGCUCUCACUGAAUCGGUUCGCAGCAGAGUGUUCAGCUGCUCGAAUGAGGAUCAGCAUCUCCAAAUCUGAAGCCGUGGUUCUCAGCAGGAAACAGAUGGUUUGUAAAGUCCAGGUAGAAAGACUCUGUCCCAGGUGGAGUAGUCUAAGUAUCUCGGAGUUUUGUUCACAAGUGAGGGAAAAAUAGAGAAGGAAAUCAACCGGAGAAUCGCAGCAGCUGGGGCAGUAUUGCAGUCUCUCUGCCACACUGUUGUGACGAAACGAGAGCUGAGCCAGAGGGCUACCGAGUUAUCUACAUUCCUACUCCCACCUAUGGUCAUGAAGUGUGGGUCAUGACCGAAAGAAUAAGAUCGAAGACACGAGCGGCCAUCAGAGUUUCCUCAGAAGGGUGGCUGGCAUCUCCCUAGAGAUAGGGUGAGAAGUUCAGUCACCCGAGAGAGACUCGGAGUAGAGCCGCUGCUCCUUCGCUUGGAAAGGAACCAGCUUAGGUGGUUCGGGCAUCUCGUGCAGAUGCCUCACGAGCGUCUCUCUUGGGAGGACCUCGUUGCACGUCCCAUUGAGAGGAGACCCCGCGGCAGGCCAAGGUCCAGAUGGGGGGAUUACAUCUCCUCUCUGGCCUGGGAACGCUUUGUGAUCCCUCAGGAAGAAGUUGCUAAUGUUGCUCUGGAGCGGGAAGUCUGGAGGUCUCUGCUGGAGAUGGAUGGAUGUAUGAUCAAUCACAUGUUCCUUUUCAUACAGUGACUUUUGCUAUUCACGUUUUAUGCUGCUGAAAAUGCAUCCCAGAGCAAGCUAUCUGUAUUAACAAAAAAAACAUGAAUUUCAAAGAUAGAUUUUAUGAAUUCUGUGGGGCUUUUUUCCAUCUUUACUGUCCGUCCAUCCAUCCAUUUUCUACCACUUGUCCCCCUCGGUGACCGGUGUGUUAAUUUAGUCCAGAUUUGAGAGCUUUUAAGUAAAGUUGUCUUGAAACUGGACCUGAACUAUAGUGGUCUACAUGGUGAAAAAGGGGUAGAAUGUGACUUUAUUAUAUUUUCAGAAACAGAUGAAAGCUUUCACGAACCAAAAACUUUGUUGUACACACCUACAUUCAUAUUUUUGUUAUAUUGUUGUUAUUUGUGCCCUACAGUAGUGACAAGUGAGUCAAAGAUUUUGACAUUUCAAGUCAAAAGUAUCAGUCUGAUUAUCGACUACCAGUAUCACCCACCAUUUAAACAUGGAAGCCUGCCUGACAUUGCCAGGUGCUCAGCACCUACUAGUGGUGAGUACAGGCAAACAUGGACACACAGAUUGUUUUAAGCACACACAAAUCCAAACACAGACACACAAAUUAGAACACGAACACACGGAUCUGAUUACACACAGAAACACAAAUGUAAACACAGACACACAAACUAGAACAUGGACACGCGGAUCUUUUUACACACAGACACAAAUGUAAACACAGACACACAGAUCUGAUUACACACAGACAAAUAAAUGUAAAUAUAGACACACAAACACGGAAAAGCAGAUUUUAUUACACACAGACACACGAACGGACACAGAUCUGAUUACACACAAUUGUACACGCAGACACACAAAAUAGAACACGGACAUGCGGAUCUGAUUACACACAGACACACAAACUGGAACAUGGACAUGUGGAUCGUAUUACACACACACACACAAAUGUAAGCACAGACACAAAAACUAAAACAGGCAUGCGGAUUUAUUACAAACAGACACAAAAAUGUAAACACAGACACACAAACUACAACAUAGACACGCGGAUCUGAUUACACACUGACACACAAAUGUAAGCACAGACACAAAAAAUAGAACACAGGCACGCAAUGUAUUACACACGACACAAAAAUGUAAACACCGACACACAAACUAUAACAUGGACACGUGGAUCUGAUUACACACAGACACACAAAUGUAAACAGACACACAAACUAGUACACAGGCACGCAGAUGUAUUACAAAGAGUCACAAAAAUGUAAACACAGACACACAAACUACAAAAUGGACACGCUGAUCUGAUAACACACAUGUGUAAACACAGACACACAAACUAGAACACGGACACGCGAAUCUGAUUACAUAGAGACACACAAAUGUAAAAAGACACACAAACUACAAGACGGACUCGCGGAUCUUAUUACACACAGACACAAAUGUAAACACAGACACACCAACUAAAACCCGGACACACGGCUCUGAUUACACACAAACACACAAAUGUAAACACAGUCACACAAAGUAGAACAUGGACACGCGGAUCUUAUUACGGACAGACACACAAACUACAACACAGGCAAGCGGAUCUUAUUACACACAGACACACAAAUGUAUGCACAGACACAAAAACUAGGACACAGACACACAGAUGUAUUUCACACAGACACACAAACUACAACACAGACACACGAACUACAACACAGACACGGAGAUUUAUUUCACACAGACACACAAAUGUAAACACAAACUAGAACAUGGACAUCCGGAUCUUAUUACAGACAGACACACAAAUGUAAGCACAGACACACAAACUAGAACACAGGCAUCCGGAUUUUUAACAAACAGACACAAAAAUGUAAACACAGACACACAAACUACAACAUGGACACGCAGAUCUGAUUACACACAGACACGCAAAUGUAAACAAAGACACACAAACUAGACCAUAAACACGCGGAUGUUUUUACAGACAGAUACACAAACUACAACACGGACAGGCGGAUCUGAUUACACACAGACACAUGCAUGUAAACACAGACACACAAAUGUAAACAUGGACACACAAACUAGAACAUGGAGACGCGGAUGCUAUUACACACAGACACACAAAUGUAAACAGAAACACACACAAAUGUAAACACAGACACACAAAUGUAAACACAGACACACAAAUGUAAACACAAACACACACAAAUGUAAACACAGACACACAAAUGUAAACAUGGACACACAAUCUAGAACAUGGAGACGCGGAUGUUAUUGCACACAUACACACAAACUAGAACACGGAUAUGCGGAUCUUAUUACAGACAGACACACAAAUGUAAACACAGACACACAAACUACAAAAACAGGCACGUGGAUCUGAUUACACACAGACACACAAAUGUAAACAGACACACAAACUGGAAGACGGACUUGCGGAUCUGAUUACACACAGACACACAAAUGUAAACUAGACACACAAUCUAGAAGACGGACUUGCGGAUCUGAUUACACACAGACACACAAAUGUAAACAGACACACAAAUUAGAAGACGGACUUGCGAAUCUGAUUACACACAGACACACAUAUGUAAACAGACACACAAACUAGAAGACGUACAUGCGGAUCUGAUUACACACAGACACAAAUGUAAACACAGACACACAAACUACAACACGGACACACAAAUGUAAGCGCAGAUACACAAACUGGAAGACGGUCACGUGGAUGUGAUUACACACUGACACACACACCAGAACACGGGCACACGGCUCUGAUUACACACAGACACACACACACACAGAUACGCAUUUGACAACUGUUUUGCUCCAAUAGUAUGUGUUGUUUAGUCGAAGCUGUCAGUCUCUGAUGUAGCAGUGACUGAAGGAGAAUUGUGUCAAGUGUGGUCAAAACAAACACAAAGUCUACAAUUGUGAAGUGUGUGUGUUUAUGGAAUUGUGACAUCAGACAAUGUGCGCAUGAAGGAAGUGAGGCAAAGGACGUAUUUUUCUUUCCCAUGUUGCACUGGGGCACGGCGGGCCCACGUCGUAAACCAUUAUGAGUUGUACAUUUUUGUUCCAAUGCCGUAACCAAGAUGUUCUGAAUGUCGUAGUAUGUUUCUUAAGUGUUCCAACAUUAGAGCACCUGUCUCACAACGAGGUAUGACGGAUCGCACGUCACUCUUUGGAAAUCAUAAUUGCACAAAACGCAGUGAGGUGAUGAAUACGAAGUUAUUGCUCUGCAUGAUUAAAAAUGCAUCGUUACCCCGAGGAGAGAAAAAAAAUGAAUGAAACGAGCACUUAAAUGGAAGGAGGUUGUCAUUGUACAGUGUAUUUGCUUGAGAGAAUUGAUCAACGAGGAAUUUGAGCAUAUUCAGAUUAAAUCCCUGUAAAGUAUUUUGAUAUUUUUGUGUGUAAAGUUAAAUGGAUGGAUGAAUACAGGUUUUUUGUCAAUAAAUGUAUUUUACUGA